Olea europaea var. sylvestris is the source of this 780-nucleotide messenger RNA. RefSeq lists its product as uncharacterized. The transcript has 2 exons. Bases 1 to 780 code for a protein of 259 amino acids. NCBI's taxonomy places the organism in Eukaryota, Viridiplantae, Streptophyta, Magnoliopsida, Lamiales, Oleaceae. The record is from RefSeq and is a predicted model, not a curated record.
AUGUAUGAACACCAAGAUAACUCCAAUUCGUCCUCUACCCAUUCUGUUUCUCCUUCCCAUCACUCAAACCCCAAAUCAAACAUCUACAGUGCCAACUAUAUGGCACGAUACCUGAAUCUCAAUAACCCUAUUAAUCCUUUUCAACUUGACAAUGGUGACAACCCUGCCGUAAUUCUCGUCACCGACCUGCUCAUCAUCGACGAUCCUCAAACGACAUGGUGGUGUCGUGGAUCCAGAACUCAAUUAGCCCUUUCCAUCAAGUCGAGUGUGGCUUUCGUGGAUGACGCUUGCGAGAUAUGGAGUGAUCUCCAGGAUCGGUUCUCUCAACAGAAUGGGCCACGAAUUUUUCAACUCAAAAAGUCUCUUGCAAGCAUUUCCCAGGAUAACGACUCUAUAAGUUUUUACCGUGGAAAGCUAAAAACCUUUUGUGAUGAGCUCUCUGUCUAUGACCCUAUACCUGUUUGCAAUUGUGGAACUAUGAAAACUCUUGUGGAUCGGUAUCAACCAGAUUGUGUAUUUCAGUUCUUAAUGGGUUUACACGGUAAUUACUCAAAUGUUCGUGAUCAAAUAAUGCUUUUGGAUCCUCUACCCCCUGCCACAAAGGUGUUCUCCCUCAUCCAACAACAAGAACGACAGCACUCCCUGGUUCAACCAAGCCCCUCUCCCGACUCCAUGGCUAUGGCCUUUAAGCGAGCAUAUUCUACUCCUAAAUACCCAACCCAACAAAAAGAAAGACUGCCCAUAUUGCACUCACUGCAAAAUCACCGGCCAUACCUUUGA